Eleginops maclovinus (Patagonian blennie) is the source of this 4745-nucleotide messenger RNA. Its product is annotated as arf-GAP with coiled-coil, ANK repeat and PH domain-containing protein 2-like. Gene Ontology annotation, molecular function: protein binding; GTPase activator activity. Lineage: Eukaryota; Metazoa; Chordata; Actinopteri; Perciformes; Eleginopidae. The record is from RefSeq and is a predicted model, not a curated record. Gene Ontology annotation, cellular component: cytoplasm.
GCUGCUCUCCCACACUGGCUGCUAUGACCUAGCUACCGGAGGACACUCUCUGCUCUCAGGACUGACCGCUGCGUCUAAAAUAGUUUGUUGUAGUGUUUUUUUUGGCAACCAUACCUUCAACAUACAGUCGUUUAUGGUUGCAUUGCUGCGACUUUUUAAUCUUAGCUGCUAGCCUCUGGGGCUAGUAGAGCAGUGACAGAUAGGAACCAGCUGGUCAGAGGUACAGUAACGUUAGCAACAAGCUAAUUAGCCUGGAUUACUGUCUUUAAUCACAGAGAGUCUGCCGGUUUACUCACUGCAGCAAAAUGAAGAUCACUGUGGAAUUCGAGGAAUGUUUGAAGGACUCCCCACGGUUCAGAGCGACCAUAGAGGAAGUGGAGGGGGAUGUGUGUGAGUUGGAGUCCAAGCUCGACAAAUUGGUGAAGUUGUGCAUUGGGAUGAUUGAUGCUGGAAAAGCCUACAAUGCCGCCAACAGGCAGUUUGUGAACGGGAUCCGGGAGCUAGCCCAGCAGUCCACCAAGGAUGAGGUCAUAGAGUCGAGUCUCACAAAGUUUGCUGAGAGCCUGCAGGAGAUGAUCAACUAUCACACGAUACUAUUCGAUCAGGCCCAGAGAUCAAUCAAGAUCCAGCUUCAGACAUUUAUCAAAGAUGACCUACGUAAAUUUAAAGAAGCCAAGAAGCAAUUUGAUAAAGUUAGCGAGGAAAAGGAGGCGGCGCUGAUCAAGAACGCUCAGGCUCCCCGCAACAAGCAGCAUGAAGUGGAGGAGGCCACCAACAUCCUCACCGCCACACGCAAGUGCUUCCGACACAUCGUCCUCGACUACGUCUUACAGAUCAAUGUGCUACAAUCAAAAAGAAGAUCAGAAAUCCUGAAAUCAAUGUUGUCCUUCAUGUAUGCCCACCUGACGUUCUUCCAUCAAGGAUAUGACCUCUUCAGUGAACUACAACCUCUGAUGAAACAGCUUGGAGGACAGUUGGACCUGCUGGUGGUGGAUGCUGCCAAAGAGAAGAGGGACAUGGAACAGAAACACUCCACUAUCCAGCAAAAGGACUUCUCGAAUGACGACACCAAACUGGAGUACAAUGUGGAUGCAGACAAUGGCAUCGCAAUGGAGGGCUAUCUGUUUAAGAGGGCCAGCAAUGCCUUUAAGACGUGGAAUAGGCGUUGGUUCUCCAUCCAGAACAAUCAGCUAGUUUACCAGAAGAAAUUUAAGGACAACCCUACAGUGGUGGUGGAAGACCUGAGGCUCUGUACCGUCAAACACUGUGAGGACGUGGAGCGCCGCUUCUGUUUCGAAGUGGUGUCGCCCACAAAGAGCUGUAUGAUGCAGGCAGACUCGGAGAAGCUGCGUCAGGCCUGGAUCAAAGCCGUCAACAGCAUCGCCACCGCCUUCCGUGACAAGGGGGAUGAAGGCGAGAAGCUGGACAGGAAGUCUUCCACGUCAACAGGAAGCCUGGACUCUGGUGGGGAGCCGAAGGAGAGAUCACUGAAGGGAGAGAGCGCCCUGCAGAAGGUCCUGGUGAUCCCAGGAAACACCUGCUGCUGCGACUGCGGACAGCCAGACCCCCGCUGGGCCAGCAUCAAUCUGGGCAUCACCCUCUGCAUCCAGUGCUCCGGUAUCCACAGGAGUCUGGGAGUGCAUUUCUCUAAGGUGCGGUCUCUGACUUUGGAUACAUGGGAGCCAGAACUUCUAAAGUUGAUGUGUGAACUGGGAAACGGAGCGAUCAACCAGAUCUAUGAGGCUCGGCGAGAGGAGCUGGCAGCCAGGAAACCCCAGCCAGGAGAUCCAAGGCACGAGGUGGAGGCCUACAUCAAAGCCAAAUACGUGGACCGCCGGUUUGUUCGCCUGCCAUCGGACGAGGAGCUUCGCAACAAAGUGGUUUCUCUUAGCAAACAGGAGAAGAGGCUGAGCAGCAGCUCCGAGCAUCUGCCCCCGAGACCACCACCCCCCACCCCGAAACUGAGACCCGGUCAAGCAGCGGUUGCCAGCGGCUCGGGGGCCCGCCGCGAUUCUCUCUUCUGUGCUGACGAGCUUGACUCGCUCUUCUCCUACUUUGACAACUCUGCCAAGCUCAGGAGCAUCAAAAGUGCCGACAGCGGCAUCCAGAACAGCGCUGAUGGGAGCCGAGAGAUGCUGGCCAACACCCCGUCCAAUAACAGCCUCACAGAUGCAGACGCGGCAGAGCCUCCGGCCAUGCCCAUGCCUGCCACGCUGCCUCCUCCAUCCCCCUGUAAGGAGAUGGUUUUCUACGAGCCGAAGGAGUACAGCUCGGGUCUGCAGCUCUACUGGGCUGCAUGCGCCCGCAGCCUGCCCGACAUGUCGGAGGCGCUGGCCCACGGAGGCGAGGUCAACUGGGUCAACACGGAGGACGACAAAAGAACGCCGCUCAUCAUGGCCGUGCAGGGGGGUUCGCUGGUCACCUGUGAGUUUCUGCUCCAAAAUGCAGCUAAUGUGAACCAGCAGGACGCCCAGGGCCGAGCGCCGCUCCACCACGCCACCAUGCUGGGACACACAGGGCAAGUGUGUUUAUUCUUAAAAAGAGGAGCAAAUCAAAAUGCUGCGGACAUUGACGCAAAAACUCCCCUGGCGAUAGCGGUGGAAGCGGCCAAUGCAGACAUCGUCACACUGUUGCGGCUGGCCAAGAUGAACGAGGAGAUGCGAGAGGCGGAGGGGCCCUACAGCCAGUCAGGAGAUGAAACAUACCAAGACAUUUUCCAGGAUUUCACCCACAUGGCUUCCAACGACCCGGAAAAGCUAAACCGCUACCAGCAGUACGACCCCCCAAAACCCUGACACAACAGAAACUCCGUCCACUAGCACACAGAGACUGUCUGAUUAACCCCCCCUCCGACCUCUGUUGCCGCUCAGUGCUGCCACAGCUGGACUCCUCUCACAUCAUCAUCAACCGUCUGUGAACAGCAAACCUCACUAUUCUUUUUUUUAAGCUGUGCUGUCCAGUACUUUUAUGACUGAAUGGUACAGUGUGAAAGCAUUUGAAGGGAUUUGAUAUGUCGGAACAACUCAGAGUGAUAAUUGAGCUGAAUGUAGAGCCGCCAUUACGGCUGUCAGUUAUUUGAAUGUUUUUCUAUCACUGACAAAAGAUAUUCAAAGGCAUUUUGUUAAAAAACAGGUGUUCUGCAUCAGAGUUGUAAAGAGGUGAGUGCAUGACCAACUUUUAAAUGCUCCAUUUAUAUUUUUAGGUGCUUCCUCUUUUUAAUAGGAUUUGUUUUAUGAUAAUAAGCCUCUUUUUUAUAUCAAACUUGUGCAUCAGUGAACUCUCAGCAGCGUAUACAUGGCAAUAUGCUUUUACUCAUUUGCACAAAUCCCUGUAUGAAAUCGCCACUGAUGUUUACCAGUUUUGAUGGUAAGACUUUGACAUGUUAAACAAUGUACAGUGAUUAUACAUGUUUUUGAUGCCUGCAAUGUUAAAUAUAUAAUAGUUUUUGGAUUUUUAAAUGCUAGAUCUCUUUUCUGUGAAUGAUUUUAAUUUCUCAUGUCACCGUAUCAGUCCAUUGGAGAGGUUAUCAGCCCUUAAGUGUCCUGAUUCAUGUUGAUUAAAAAUAGCUAAGAUGAUGGUAAUUUAUAGAUUCAGUCCAUUCUGAUUUUCAAAAGUUGAGAGGUAGUUGUAGAAUCAAGUGUGUUGCAGCUAUUGUAUUCCUGUUGGUUGUAGAGGGUUUUUCAUAGCAAAAACAAUGUCAUGGAAGUUUCCUGCAAAGGACUUUAUCAUUUGGUUUAAAUUAUGGGAAAUAUAGGAUUUUCCCUGAAAGAAGAUUAAUUGAACUCCAGUCAAUGCUGAAUGGAAUUGGUUAAACUCAGUAGCUUCAUGCUACACAACGCACCGGUGAAUCUCUUCACUGUGCAGGAGCUCACCUUCUUUUGAUACAGGAGUUAGCCAAAACAACAUCAUAAAACUAUACCAAAUACUGAAAAGAUAGAUAAUAACUGAGUAUAAACGCAGUGAAUAGCUAUUGCUGAAAAAUGCUGAUCAUAAAUAGUAUACAAAAUUAGAUUGAUUUCAUGUACUUAGUUCUCUGUUUAAUUUUCAUGAUCGUCUGACCUGUGCACUUACCACAAACUCUUGUUAUGCAGGAAGAUGAUUGGAAUAAAUUCAUCAGACAGUUAAACACUGUCUCUGUUUCCCUGUAAUACAAGCAAAUGACAUAGACCUUUCAAGUAAACUUCUCAGGAAUUAAAUUAUGAAAUGAAUGAGCUGUAAGUGUUGCAGAGAAAAUGUUGAUAGUCUGCAAAACGUCCAGAUAUGUUGGAGAAUCUGGAAAGAUGGUUGACCUGCAGUUGUACAGUCCCUGUCAUUCCAUGUGAUCAGUUGUUCAAAAACAUUUCCUCUUAAAAAAAGGCGACUGAAAUUCUUCAAUCCACAAAUUAAUUCUGCAAAUUCCCUGAUAGAUAUCAUGUGUACUGUAGGAAGUGUUUUCUUUAAAACUGUAAAAUCUCUUCUCUCUGACAUGAAUGGUGUUUAGUAAGACAUGAAGCGCAGAGGAGUCUUUUAGCAUGCAGCUUGGGAUACAAUUCUUGUACAUUUUGUACAGAUGCUUUUGAAUAGAGAACUGAAGUAUAAAGGUAGUGGUACUUGAAUCAUUAAAUAAGCUUUUGUAAAUGCGGUUCUUUGUAUCCUUUGGUAAUUUAGCCUCUUUUAUAUUGCCUGUCUGUGUACCAGUAUACAUAAUGUACUGUAUAUUCUAUCUGUAAUAUGUAAGAAUUCAAUACAAAUGGACUAAGACUUCA